GGCGGCAGGGUAAAAACAGUGGGAGUUUAUUCGGGGGAGCGAGAAACAGGAGGAGUAAAAAGAGGCGGACAGGCCUCCCGAGUGGCGAAUCGGAGUUCCGAAACGCUCUCGCUGCCGUGCGCUUGGCGAAAAGGAGGCAGUGCCUCGCAUUUGAAUGCGCCCGGAGUCUGAUUCGCUUCCACUCCGACGCUCUCUGGGAUCCCGUGUCUUAAGAAAACGUCUUUCGCUCUCUCGCUCUCUCUCUCUCAUUCUCUGUCCCUCCCUCUCUCUCUUACACACGCAUCUCUCUGCCAUUCCCUCGGAAUACCUCCCGUGUCAGGAAACAGCGGGGCGGUGGCGGUCGUGGUCGUGGAUUGCUUUGCUCGGUGCGCCCCCCCAGUCUUCAAUGAGCCACAUCUGGUCUACUGACUGACAGAUCUCCUGGAAAGGAUAGCAGGCGCUUACUAUGACAACGGAGACGGGAUCGGAGUCGGAGGUGAAGAACGCGGCGGAAGAGCCUCCUCAGCAGAAGGGGGCGACAAUGAGCUCACAGGACACUGCAAAUGCUGAUGGCAAGAAGGCCAAGCAGGAUCAUGACGCCAAACAUCUGGAUGACAAAGACCACCGGGAUGCAGAUGAAGCCUCGGAGAAAACAACUCCCAGCAAAGCCCCCAAAUCCCCUCAGAAGACCUCCAAAAGGCCCAAAACUGUUCUCUUCAAGGUGACUCUGCUCGACAGCUCCGAGUAUGAAGACGAGAUUGAGGUGGUGCUGUUUGAGUUGACGGUGCCUAAUCCUAAGUGCCGCCACACAAGGGUCCCCCUCAGACUCUGUGUGCUGUGA
Molecule: messenger RNA, 820 nt
Organism: Lepisosteus oculatus (spotted gar)
Lineage: Eukaryota; Metazoa; Chordata; Actinopteri; Semionotiformes; Lepisosteidae
Source: RefSeq, a predicted model, not a curated record